CCGUUGGAGCGGCGCGAUGGCGGCGGCGGCGGAGGAGGCGCGGCUGCUGGCCUGGCUGCGCGGCCCCGCGGCGCCCGGUGGGCCCGAGCUCGCGGCUUACGUGUCCGAGCUGGCGGCGCUGGGGCUGGCGGAGCUGGGCCGGGAGCCGGCGCGGCUGGCGGCGGAGCGGGCGCGGGUCGGGGCGGAGACCCGCCGCUUGGCCUUCGAGCACUACCGCGCCUUCAUCCGUUCCGCCGAGUGCACCGGCCGCGCCGGACACGGCUUCGGCGGCAUCGAGAGCCGCCUCGGGAGCCUGCUGGAGCGCCUGCCCGCGCUGCAGGACGCCUGCCGGAAUUUCAUGCGUGAUGCCGAGGAGAUCGCCUGCAGCCGGCGCAUGAACAGCCUGACGCUGAACCGGCACACGGAGAUUCUGGAGAUCCUGGAGAUACCGCAGCUCAUGGACACCUGCGUCCGCAACGGCUACUACGAGGAGGCGCUGGAGCUCGCUGCCUACGUGCGACGGCUGGAGAGGAAGCACAGCACCAUUCCUGUGAUCCAGGGCAUUGUGGAGGAAGUGCGCCAGUGCACCCAGCUGAUGCUGAACCAGCUCAUCCAGCAGCUCCGCACCAACAUCCAGCUUCCAGCCUGUCUGCGGGUCAUAGGCUACCUGCGCCGCAUGGAUGUCUUCACGGAGGCUGAGCUGCGCAUCAAGUUCUUGCAGGCACGGGAUGCGUGGCUGCGUUCCAUCCAGGCCUCCAUCCCCGACGACGACCCCUACUUCCACAUCACCAAGACCAUCGAAGCCUGUCGCGUCCACCUUUUCGACAUCAUCACCCAGUAUCGCGCCAUCUUCUCCGAUGAGGAGCCGCUCCUGCCCGCCGAGGGUCAGGCCCUCAACGAGGGGGCCAUCUUCCACAGCUGGGUGCUGCAGAAGGUGUCCGAGUUCCUGCGGACGCUGGAGCGCGACCUGCGGCGUGGGGUGGGCGGCCGCCUGGACUCGCUGCUAGGGCAGUGCAUGUAUUUUGGCCUCUCCUUCAGCCGGGUAGGGGCCGAUUUCCGUGGGCAGCUGGCCCCCCUCUUCCAGCAUGUGGCCACCAGCGCUUUCAGGAAGGCGGUGGAAGAGGCAGUGGAGAAGUUCCAGGAAGAGAUGAAUUCCUACACUCUCAUCUCUACGCCAGCAGUGUUGGGGGGCAGCGCGGGGGUCCCGGUGCCCAUGGCCCAGCCAGGGACGCUGCAGCCUCCCAUGGUGCUGCUGGACUUCCCACCCCUCGCUUGCUUCCUCAACAGCCUCCUCGUCGCUUUCAAUGACCUGAGGCUCUGCUGCCCCAUCGCCCUGGCACAGGAUGUCACCACCUGCCUGGAGGAUGCGCUUGGUCAGGUGACUAAAACCAUCCUGGCCUUCCACCGUGCGGAGGAGGCAGCUUUCAGCGGGCGGGAGCAGGAGCUCUUUGCCCAGUUCUGCACGGCUUUCCUGGAUGACCUGCUGCCCUACCUGAACCGUUGCCUGCAGGUCCUCUUCCCGCCAGCACAGAUCGCACAAGCACUGGGGGUGGACGAGCGCGGGGAGCCGGUGAGCUGGGAGGCAAAGGGCUGGGCCGCCCGUGUUGUCCAGCAUGAGAUGGACCACCUGGAUGGCAUCCUCUACAUCGACCGCAUGGACACACGCACCUUCGCCAAUAUCAGCUGGAUGGAGCUGAUGGACUGACGCCUUCGGGCCUCAUCCCACUGGAGAAGAGCUGCAGCGGGGCCCCGCACCGGACACUGGCCAGAGGGGCAUCACGGCACUGCAUGGGCUCCUACUCACCAUUACUACAGCCAAAAUACACACUGUGAAGCCUC
Pezoporus flaviventris is the source of this 1818-nucleotide messenger RNA. It is a transcript of the gene COG8, whose product is annotated as component of oligomeric golgi complex 8. NCBI's taxonomy places the organism in Eukaryota, Metazoa, Chordata, Aves, Psittaciformes, Psittacidae. The transcript is spliced from 5 exons. Gene Ontology annotation, cellular component: COG complex. Gene Ontology annotation, molecular function: peptide deformylase activity. Gene Ontology annotation, biological process: intra-Golgi vesicle-mediated transport. The coding region runs from base 17 to 1684 and encodes 555 amino acids. The record is from RefSeq and is a predicted model, not a curated record.